This is a messenger RNA of Morchella sextelata, 1608 nucleotides long. RefSeq lists its product as uncharacterized. The transcript has a single exon. Lineage: Eukaryota; Fungi; Ascomycota; Pezizomycetes; Pezizales; Morchellaceae. The record is from RefSeq and is a predicted model, not a curated record. The coding region runs from base 1 to 1608 and encodes 535 amino acids.
AUGAAGGCAAGGGUAAACGCGGCAGAAAGGAAGGCGAGAAAUACAAAGAAACCCAACCACGUGGAGGAACACCGGAAGGCAUGCAGAGAAUGGACAGUCAUGAUCCGGAAAGCAAAAGCGGACCAGCGGGAAAAGACGAUGAACGAGGCGAAAGGUAGUGAAGUCUGGAGAAUCCUAAACGCAGGAAGGAGAAGAGACACAAUUAUACCAACCAUACAAGGUGACGAAACGUUUGCGGGGAAGUGUCAAGCUCUAAGAGCCCAACUGUUCCCCUCGAAAUGGACGUCCCCCGACCAUUCCCCCCUAAACAUUAGACCCCCUUCUUUUGACCUUAGCAACACCUUCGACAUAGUCACCCCCGAAGAACUUAAUAAAGCAAUCGACUCCUGUCCAGCGCAUUCGGCGACCGGUCCGGACGGCAUCCCCUAUACCUUUAUUAAAGCGAUAGUCAGAGUAAAUACAACUCUAAUCCAAGACAUGUUCUCCGCCAUGCUCCGGCACGGAGUACACCCAGCGGAAUGGAAAAUAGCUAAGUGCAUCCCGAUCCCGAAACCCGGCAAAGCAAACUAUCAUGAAGCAAAAGCCUAUCCGCCUAUUUCCCUUCUACAAUGCUUUAGCAAAAUCCUGGAGAAGAUAGUGGCUCAGAGACUAUGCACCGCUGGAGAAAUCCUAGGCACACUUUCAGCGAAUCAAUUUGGAGGAAGACCAACCAUCUCGGCAAUCGACGCUCUCCUGAGAACCUUGACACCAAUACAACAAAACUUACUACUGAAAAACAGUACCGGAAUCGCUCGGCAAGACAGACCAGCGAUCCUAACCAACGAUAUCCAAGGAGCAUUUAACUGCGUCGACCACCUACUCCUCGCGGAAAUCAUGCACCAACAAAAAUUCCCCACCUACUUAACAGAAUGGUGCAAGGAAUUCAAUACCGGCAGAAAACUACAGUUCCAAUUUAACCAUGAGCUAGAAGAACCACAGCCCUAUGAUUCUGGAGUGCCGCAAGGAAGCCCCAUGUCCCCGGUACUAUUUAUGAUCUAUGCUGGAGUAAUCCUGGACCCAACAAGCAGCCCGAAAGAGAUGGACACCACAUAUAUCGAUGACGAUGCGCUGGUGCAAAUAUCCAAAACACCAGGCUUCACAAUCAAGAGAAUGGAGGAACGAAUGAGAGAGAGACUAAUAAAAGCUGAGCCACUCCAAAUUAAAUACGACCCGGAUAAAUCCGACCUGAUCUUCUUCCGGCCUACCACAUCAUCGACACAACAACCACGACUUCCGGUCAAAAUUAACAAUAUCAAUAUACACCCCAAGGAGAGGCUGAAAUAUGUAGGAGUCUGCAUAGACCUGACCCUCUCCUUCCGGCCCCACAUCGAAGCAGCGAUUGCAAAAGGCCUUAAAGCCCUCCACCAGAUUCGAUACACCGCCCGCCUACCAGGCAUAACGGUUAAAACGAUCCAUCACAUCAUAACACAAAGCUUCCUCCCAAGUCUACUCUACGGUCUCAAGGGAGUGAGUAGCGAGUAUUCCGCAGGGCACGAAGAGCGUAGCAGGGGACGGUGUGGGAGCUCCACGAUAUGGGUACUACGUGGCUCUAGCGUCGGUAAGGUUUGA